AUGAAACGAUCGUCGUCCGAUAGCAUUCUUUAUGAUGAAAAUAAUAAUAAAAAACAGAAAUUAUCCACGACAACAAAUAAAUCUUGUUUAGAAAAUUUAGCUAAUGAAUUAAUUUAUGAAAUAUUUGAUUAUCUUGAUAUUAAUGAUAUUUAUUUUGGAUUCUUUUAUUUAAAUAAUCGUUUUCAAAAUUUAUAUUUAAAUUCGAAUAAUGCAUUUCAAUUAAAUCUGUCGAAUAUAUCAAAAGAAGAUUUUGAAUAUUAUCAUAAAAAUGUUCUUGAACCAAAUAAAAAUCGAAUAAAAAUUCUUUAUUUAACAAAUCCAUUUACAAUAGAUUUAAUAUUUUCUCCUCCACGUCUUAUUUCGACUUAUAAUCAAAUUGAAAAACUAAUAUUUGAUAAUAUUCAUUCAAAAUAUCUUAUUAACAUUCUUAAACAUUUAAUUUCUUUACCUAAAUUACAUUCAUUAACUCUUUCAUCUAUUGAUUAUAUUGAAAACCCAUCUAUAUUAUUUAUUCAUAUAUGUCGUUUAACAAAAUUAAAAUCUUGUCAAUUAACAUAUCGAAUAAAACAAACAAAAUUAAUUGAUUUUAAUCAAUGUCAACAAAGUUCAAUUGAAAAUUUUAUUAUUAAUGGUAAUUUUCCAUAUGAAUCAUUAGAAAAGUUUUUAAUUUGUUUUCCAAAACUUCAUUCUUUGUCAAUCAAUCGUCUUGUUAGAUUAAAUUAUUUAACUGAAAAAGAUUUUAAUCCAAUUGAACUUAAAAAUUUAAAAUCCAUAUCUUUUGAACUUCAUUCAAUUUAUUUUGAACUAUUGAAGGCAUUAUU
Adineta steineri is the source of this 821-nucleotide messenger RNA. The record is from the annotation of a GenBank genome assembly. Lineage: Eukaryota; Metazoa; Rotifera; Eurotatoria; Adinetida; Adinetidae.